Messenger RNA from Linnemannia hyalina, 585 nucleotides. The record is from the annotation of a GenBank genome assembly. NCBI's taxonomy places the organism in Eukaryota, Fungi, Mortierellomycota, Mortierellomycetes, Mortierellales, Mortierellaceae.
AUGGGAAAGAAAGCAAAGCAAGAUUUGCCCUUGCACAAGGUCAUCAUGGUCGGCUCAGGAGGUGUCGGAAAGUCGGCUUUGACGCUCCAGUACAUGUACGGCGACUUUGUGGAGGAGUACGAUCCUACCAAGGCCGACUCUUACCGCAAAAAGGUCACCCUCGACAACCAAGACUGUCAGAUUGAUAUUCUCGACACAGCCGGUCAGGAGGAAUAUGCAGCUAUUCGCGACAACUACUAUCGGUCUGGAGAGGGCUUUAUCUGCGUAUUCUCCCUCUGCGAGUACGAGUCGUUUAUGCACACCCAAGAGUUCAAGGACCAGAUUUCACGCGUCUUGGACGAUAACAAGAUCCCAUUCAUUCUUGUCGGCAACAAGGCAGACUUGACGCAACUCCGUAAAGUAAACCGUGAGGAGGCUGCAGCAAGGGCCGCCGAGUGGAACUGCCCUUACUACGAGACAUCUGCCAAGACCAGGCACAACGUCGACGAGGUCUACACGAUUUUGAUGAGAAAGAUUCAGCAGCGCAAAGAGAGUGCCAAGGAUCGCGAACGAAAGGGCAAGAAGGGCAAGUGCUUGAUCCUCUAA